AUUAUGCCCAUUUUAUAGGUGGGGAAACUGAGGCCUGGGGCAGUUAAGUAACAUCCAAGGUCACACACAAAAUGGUAGGGGCCAGUGAGUUAAUCACUAUACUAGAUAACCAUUCAUGCCCAAACUACAUUUACUGAAUGAGUUAAUGUUUUCAAUUUCCGAAUAGGCAUAACGGCACGUUCCUUGUUAACUGUCCUCUGAAGGGCUUCAUGAGCUUGAUUGCACAUGCAGCACAGGUGUACUGGCCACUGCUCCCUGGAAGGUUUGGGUUCUAUUUUGCCAUCAUGCUGAGUGGCUGAGACAUACAGUAUACAUAUACGACAUUACUUUUCAAUUUAACUCUCGUAGUAUCCUAACUAAGGAGCUCGUCUGAUUUCUGUAGCUGUUUGAACGAAAGGCAGGAGUGAAUUUGAUGAGCUGUUGAGGGAGGAUUAGACCUGGCAGAUAACAGAUGAAUCCAUUUGCCUGUGGCAUUUGUGACACAUGGUACUGGAAUUCACCUUACUAUCUGAGCCCGACCUCAAAGCCACUGAGCCUCUGACAAUCAAGUCCUAUGAUCUCUAGACCCCAGAAACUCAGGUGAUUUUGGAAAAUGUGUUAAACUCUUCUGACAUCUAACAGCCUUGUUGCGAGCUCCUGCUGUGGAGAAGGGAGCCCCGAGGAAGGAGGCCCUCAGGUCUUUGGCCAGUGGUGCUCAGUCACAAGCACUUGAAAGCUGCAAACACAGUCAAGAAGGUGCACACGCUACUUAGCCGAACUUCUUUUUAGUGAGAGAUGAUUACCUUAACGUGAGACCUUAUGAUUUUCCCGUGACUUGGAGUUUCCAAAACCUAAAUAUCACCAGACUGGAGUCCAACAGCUUCCUCUUGCUGUUGGUAGACUCCCAGCUGUGGAAACCUGCUCGUUGCUUAAUGCUGUGUUUCAUUUCCCUGUGUAGAGGCGCCAGGCCCGUUCUUCUCAUGGCCUCGUCCCCACUCCGCUGACUUCACUCGGCCGGCUCCCCUGGCCAACUCGCGCUCCUGGGGGAGAUGGCUGCCUGCUUUCCUAACAGCUUGGUAGGAAGUUGAUCUGUAGAUACGGGGCAGGGCACAAAUGAGUGCCCUUAUUUGGUAGGCCUCAGAUGGGCCACCAGAGCUGCCCGAAAGCACUAGCAGGGUGAUUGACAGUGGCCGUUUCAUAGCCUGACUUCACCUUCUUUGCAACCACAGUCACCCCGGAACAGUCUGCUGUCAGGAAGCGAGCCCUGGUUGGUAGGCAGCGCCCGCAUCGGCCUGGGGAUGCUCUCCAGGGCCCCAGCCUGGGUUUCGGUUCCCUGCGAGCGCUGGGCCGGCUCUGGGUCACGUGGGAGACGAGCUCUGCCCGCCUGCGGUUGCCGUGGCAACGCCAGUCCCCGGCCUACCCGGGCCGCGGCAGUGCCGGCGCCCACCCCGGGCUUGGAAGAGCCGGGCCGGCCAUGCUUCGCCGUCCGCGGAGCCCGCUCCGCCUCCGCCUCUGCCUCUGCGUCCUGCUGCUGCUGCCGCUGCUGGGCGCGCCGGGACACGGCGGCGACGCGGGGCCGGGGCCGGAGGCCGAGAAGACGGGCUCCAGAUGGGCCUGGCCGGCCUUCCAGGGCCUGCAGGAGCGGCUGAGGGCGGCCGGGACCCUCUCCAGACGGUACUGGGCGCUCUUCAGCUGCCGCGUGUGGCCCGAGCACUGCGAGGAGGACGAGGAGGCGCCGGCAGGGCCCCUGGCCUGGGGCCGUGCCCUGCUGGGCCAGCAGUACCUGGAUAUCCUGACCACGUGGUACUGCAGCUUCCAGGAUUGCUGUGACAGUGGGGACUGCAGGAUCUCCAACAACUUCACAGGCCUAAAAUCUGACCUGAGUGUGCGACUGCAUGGCCAGCAUCUGGCCCAGGAGCUGGUCCUGAGAACAGUGAGGGGAUAUUUAGAGCUGCCCCGGCCAGACAAGGCCCUGGUUCUGUCAUUCCACGGCUGGUCUGGCACAGGCAAGAACUUCGUGGCAAGGAUACUGGCAGAGAACCUCUACCGGGACGGACUGAGGAGCGACUGUGUGAAGGUGUUCAUCGCCAUGUUCCACUUUCCUCACCCCACGUCUGUGGACUUGUACAAGGAGCAGCUGACAGGCCAGAUCAGGAAGACGCAGGAGCGCUGCCACCAGACCCUGUUCAUUUUCGAUGAGGCCGAGAAGCUGCACCCAGGACUGCUGGAGGCCCUCAGGCCACACCUGGGCCGCCAGGCCCCCGAGAACCACAGGGCCCAGUCCCCGAGAACCAUCUUUCUUUUUCUCAGUAACCUGGGGGGCAGUGUCAUCAACGAGGUGGUCCUGCGUCUGCUUAAGGCUGGGCGGCCGCGGGAAGACGUGGCGCUGGGAGACUUGCAGCCCCGCCUCCGGGCCGCGGUGGGCGAGGCCCCAGACAGUGGCUUUGGCCACAGCUGUCUUGUGAAGGAAAACCUGAUUGACUUCUUCGUCCCCUUCCUGCCACUGGAGUACCGGCACGUGAGGCUGUGUGCACGCGAUGCUUUCCUGAGCCAGAAGCUCCUGUAUACAGAAGAGCUGCUGGAUGAAAUUGCCAAGAUGAUGGUGUAUGUCCCCAAGGAGGAACAACUCUUCUCUUCUCAGGGAUGCAAAUCUAUUUCCCAGAGAAUUAACUAUUUUCUGCCUUAAGACCUUGAUGAACACUUCCUGAAGCUGCCUUCCUUCCACCAACAGGACCCUGGGGCCUGCCAGCACGCCGUCUGGGACUGUAAGGAGUGGGAGGGGCAGGCUGGCAUCCAGCAGUCACUAACUAACACACAGUGGUGUGUAAAAGGAAGGCCUUAAAUCAGAAGCAGAGCCAAUUCUUAAAAUCCCUUGGUGCCUUAAAGAGCCAUGUCCCAAAAUGUGGGCCAGGUGGUUGGAGGAAGCCACGUGGGAAAUAAACAAAUCCCAGGGCAUAUCGGCAUCUCCGCUCUGGCCUGCAGAUGCCUGGACUUGGGUGUUAGGCCUGAAGCUGCAGGAACCUCGGUGACAAGGAAGGGAAAAAUGAACUUCUGCUUACCAGUGGCAGGGAGUCCACCUCAGCUGUGAAGGCGGGGUGGCUCAGCUUUCAAGUUGUUAUUCCCAGAGGGAAGCUGAGUAGCUUCUGGGAGCAGAAGAUCAGCAGAGAGCCUCAGGCUAAGGGGAAAAGUGCACAAAGGAAGAAUUAAAAAAAUAAAAAAUCAUGUCAGGGUAGGCUAAGACUUGGGGUCUGCUCUGCAGAUUUAAAAAAAAAAAAAUUUAAGUUAGGGGCCUUGACAUGACUGUCAUAUGUAAAGAUUAAAAUUCGUAUUUUUCUAAAACUCUCAGCCUACUUUCGUACUGAGACCUAGUAAUUGUGCUCACUCAGCAAAAUUCCAAAUGCCAGGCAAAACCGAUGGGGACUGGUGGAGACCAGGGCGGACGCUGGCACUCAGAGCUGACAGGGUGACUGCCUGGCCUGCCAAUUUACUUCAUUUGCUCUGAGAUCACAUCAGCUGAGCUGGGUUAUUUCAACCUCUACUGAAGAGGCUUCCACAGCAUAUUGCUCUUAUAUAUGAAAACGUCACUCCCGUGCUUCCAGCUUGAAAAAGUCAUUUUUAAGGAUUGAAUGGCUACAUGUACAUUGUGCCUCUAGGUACACAGGAGGCGCGCAGAAUGUGUUUUUCCCCUUCUCUCGGUUCUUCCCUCCUACCACACUUCUGGAAUUACACACAGGGUCUUUUCUCUUAUAGCUGUCAUCACCUCGUGUCCCCGUAUUCAAAGCCCUCCCCAGCCCUCUCACCAUUAGCUCUGGUAAAAUGGACACUUCCAUCUCUCCCCCAUGUAACACUUGAUUGCACUCAUUUACACAAAUCACUACCUCAAGGUUGGAGAGUACCUAGCCCGAGCCACAUCAGAUACCCAACAAAUACUCAGAUGAAUUAAAGGAACUUAGUUUCACAGCACUCCUGGGACAAAAGUAAGCUUGGUCUAACUGCACAAUAAAAUGAAGCUAGUUUUAGCUUCUGGCUCACUGUCUCAGUCCAGAGCAUCUCGGGAAGACUAGGCAGGCCAUCCAAUCCCAUGACAUACCCAGCUCUACCCUCUGUAAAUACACUCUUUACAAGGGACGUUCUAUAUCUUUAGGUCUCAUAGCCACAGAACAGCUGACAUCCUUCUAACACUGGGAGCAUGUCUGAUGACAUAAAUAUAGGGUCUGAACCUCUUACAUCUCGCGAACCAAGACAAGCAGCAGGACGUGAUGGUCCAAAACACUGCUCUGGAGCUAGACUGCCCGGCUGGGGUGCCAUGGCUCGGCCCCCUACCACCAAGACCACGGGAAAGCUAUCAACCUCAGCUGACACUUGGUUUCCACUUUUGUGAAACUGUACUUACCUCACAGGGUUGUCGUGAAGAUUAAGUGAGUUAAUCUUUAUAAAGUACUCAGGACACACAGCUUCAGGUGUUUAAUAAUAAAACAAUAAUCUAGUAAAACUGCUGUCAGUUUUGGCACCAUACUAAAAGCCAAGGCUGGGCUGUUCCCUCCUUCUGGCUCCUGGAAUCCUGGUUGGCUGAGGGUUGUUUUAGGUAACAGUUGGGAACUUACUACGUGCCCGCCCUGUGCUGAGCACUUUAUAGCCGUUAUCUCCUGUAAUCUUGAACACUACGAUGUAGGUACCCAUUUCAUCAUCAUUUAAUAAAUGAGAAAACGGCUCUGAGAGGCUCCAUAUCUUGUGCAAAGUCACAAAGCUAGUCAGUGGAGGAGGGGUCCACCCAGGCAGUCUGACUCCAGCUCGCAUGCUUUAAUAACUUGUUUCUACAAUGGAUUUCCUCAGCCAAUGCCAUCGCCUCAGGUGUGGAAAAUGUUACAAUACAAAGAGGGUGAAGAUCACAAUGGGAAGUUCUGCUCAGAAGACUUUAAAAAAGACUUCUAAACUAAACCAAAAAUGGGUGGGAGACAAGGAUUAAAGGUCAAGUGUCAGGAGGGGGACGAGCUGAUGCUCAAUUACCAUUCUAAUUGCACCUCACUUGGGCACCACUUGAAAUAUCCUACUCAUACCUAAGUAAAACAUUACUUCUAAAAGCAAUGAAUCCUUUUUUUAAAAAAUUGAAGACUACGCCAAACAAGAAUAGAGUGCUCCCUGUGAGCUUCUACACAUGCCCUGUCAAUACUUUGGCUCAAAACAAUUUUAGAACUUAUCUGGUUGUCCUCAGAAUGGACUUUGAGAGAAUCUCAUUUUACAGUCACCUCGUGCUGGACAGAUGGAAGGACACACACACACUACCCACCUCAUGGACCAGCUGGACUCCAGAUGCUGCCUUUGGCCAUUUCCAAAACUGUAAUCCAUCAGGGGGCAAUUACGAGCUGCAAGAUCUCUGUGGGACAGAGAACGCUAAUGUGAUUCCACUCAUACAGGUGGGAAGGGAAGCUGAGUCUGAAGAUGGAACCCAAGAUUCAAGUUACUCAGAGUAUCUUUGCUAUCAACUUCCAUGUCCUUGAUUUCUCUAUUAAAGUUGUGAAUAUCAACUCUA
This is a messenger RNA of Equus quagga, 5509 nucleotides long. RefSeq names its product torsin family 3 member A (gene TOR3A). Lineage: Eukaryota; Metazoa; Chordata; Mammalia; Perissodactyla; Equidae. The record is from RefSeq and is a predicted model, not a curated record. Bases 1454 to 2665 code for a protein of 403 amino acids. Gene Ontology annotation, molecular function: ATP hydrolysis activity; ATP binding. Gene Ontology annotation, cellular component: endoplasmic reticulum lumen; nuclear envelope. The transcript is spliced from 8 exons.